Messenger RNA from Cryptomeria japonica (Japanese cedar), 1996 nucleotides. Its product is annotated as probable L-type lectin-domain containing receptor kinase S.5. The record is from RefSeq and is a predicted model, not a curated record. Gene Ontology annotation, cellular component: plasma membrane. Lineage: Eukaryota; Viridiplantae; Streptophyta; Pinopsida; Cupressales; Cupressaceae. Gene Ontology annotation, biological process: protein phosphorylation. The coding region runs from base 1 to 1989 and encodes 662 amino acids. Gene Ontology annotation, molecular function: protein kinase activity; ATP binding; carbohydrate binding. The transcript has a single exon.
AUGGGUUUCCCGAGAGUUUUGCUUCUUGCCGUCCUCAUUAUUUUGCUGGAACAAACGGUUUACGGGGAUUUCAAUUAUCCCAAUUUCACUGAAACGCUUAACGACCAUUUCAUUUUCAAUAAUUCUAACAUAGUUUAUGGUGCCUUGCAAGUCACCGCAGAAACGGCGAAUCCUGAUUAUCCCAUGGAGAAUAAGUCGGGAAGAGUGAUAUAUGAUAAAGCCUACAGAUUCUGGAGAGAAGACGGCAUCGCUGUAUCGUUUAACACCACAUUCGUUUUGAAUAUUCAAGUGGAAAAUGGAUCUUCUGGUGGGGAGGGAAUGGCGUUUAUAAUAUCUUCCAACAAAAAUGUAGAAGACAAACCAGAGGAUAGCCACGGGCUCUGGUUGGGGCUCUUCAAUUCCUUCAUCAACGGAUCGGAAAACAAUGAGAUGGUAGCGGUUGAGUUCGAUACAGUGAAGAACAAUGAGGUCAAUGACCCCGACGACAAUCACAUCGGCGUUAAUGUUAAUAGCAUAAAUUCCAAAAAUACAAAAUCUCUCAACAGAUCAGAGAUCAAUCUAAAGAGCGGCAACGACAUCACGGUGUGGAUACAGUUCCAGGGAGAUCAACAGAAACUGAAUGUUUACCUUGCAAACGGAAACCUGUCGUUCCCCAUGCCCUCGGAGCCCCUUCUCUCCGAUACCCUCAAUCUGUCCACCGUUCUCAGGUCAGAAGUUCGCUUCGGCUUUUCCGCUUCCACGGGUGAGAACACCGAGCUCAACUGUGUCAAAUCAUGGAGCCUGUCAAUCGAACCAGUCUCAACGGACAGAAGCGCAUUAGUGAUCAUUCUUUCCGUGGUCGGGGGCAUCCUGUUCGUUGCAGCGGUGGUGGUCAUCGUUCUAUUUACUGUCAAGUAUCGUAAGUCGCGGGCAGAAGAGGCGGACAUAGCGGGGACGAUUCAGAAUCUACCGGGUCGUCCCCGGGAGUUCAAGUACAAAGAUCUGAAGAAGGCAACGCACAACUUCAGCGCCCAGUCGCAGCUCGGGAGCGGCGGGUUCGGAUCCGUUCACAAAGCACUCCUUCACAAGGACAAAACCGCUGUAGCCGUGAAGCGCAUGUUCAAAGAAUCGAAACAAGGGAAACGCGAAUUCAUAUCGGAGAUAAGCAUAAUCAACCAGUUGCGCCAUCGGAAUCUGGUGCCGCUGCUCGGGUGGUGCCACCACAGUGGGCAGCUCAUGAUGGUGUACGAAUAUAUGCCCAAUGGGAGCCUGGAAAAGCACAUUUAUCAAGGGUGUCUGGAUUGGGAGCAGCGAUACAACAUUCUGUUAGGCGUGGCUUCGGCAUUGCUUUACCUUCACGAAGAGUGCGAGCAGCAGGUGAUCCACCGGGACCUCAAAGCCAGCAACAUAAUGCUUGACUCCAACUUCGAAACCCGUCUCGGCGACUUUGGACUUGCGCGAUUGAUUGAACACAACCGGACGUCAUGUACGCCCACAGAUGUGGCGGGCACUCCGGGUUACAUUGCUCCAGAGUGCUUUCAUACUGGGCGGGCGAGCGUGGAGUCGGAUGUGUUUGGGUUCGGUGCAGUAGUUCUUGAAGUGGUCUGUGGAAGAUCUCUUGGAUGGGGAAAGGAGAAGCCCGAUUUGGUGGGGUGGGUAUGGGAGCUUCAUCGAGAGAAUAGGCUUAUGGAGGCUGCUGAUUGUCGCAUCAAUCUGGCCUCGGCAGCCACUGUGAAUGAGGAAGAUAUAAAGAAUUUGUUAGUGGUGGGACUGGCUUGCUUAAAUCCAAAUCCUGGGGAGCGGCCGACCAUGCGGCAGGUUAAACAAAUGCUGUGCAGGGAGGUGCUGCCUCCCUUUGUUCCUCCAUUCAGACCUCCCUUCAUUUGGCCGUAUCCCGAAAUCAAUGGUAGCAGCUCCACAGCCAUUUUUAUUGUCCAGGAGAAUGGGUCAUCGAUGAACUCGUUUAUGGAGUCGCCUGCCGUACGUGUAGAAGAAAGCAGUUUAACUUAAUGGCAGA